Episyrphus balteatus (marmalade hoverfly) is the source of this 3042-nucleotide messenger RNA. It is a transcript of the gene Edem1, whose product is annotated as ER degradation-enhancing alpha-mannosidase-like protein 3. The record is from RefSeq and is a predicted model, not a curated record. The transcript is spliced from 3 exons. Bases 110 to 2935 code for a protein of 941 amino acids. Gene Ontology annotation, molecular function: calcium ion binding; mannosyl-oligosaccharide 1,2-alpha-mannosidase activity. NCBI's taxonomy places the organism in Eukaryota, Metazoa, Arthropoda, Insecta, Diptera, Syrphidae. Gene Ontology annotation, cellular component: membrane; endoplasmic reticulum. Gene Ontology annotation, biological process: carbohydrate metabolic process; endoplasmic reticulum mannose trimming; mannose trimming involved in glycoprotein ERAD pathway.
AUUUUUAUUUAUUGUCAUGUCUGUAGAAAAAAAUUUAUAAAAUCGUUUCGCAUGUAAAAUGUUUUGUUAUUUGGUCUUUUAAUAAAAUCUUAUUUACAAAAUUUAAACAAUGAUAAUUAAUAAAUAUUUAAUAAUUUAUUUAACAACACUAACACUUCCAUCAAUUGUAUUAUGUCUAAGAAAAUAUUCAACAGCUCGAAAGGUAAAGUUAAGAGAAGAAGUUCGUAAUAUGUUUCAACAUGCCUACGAAGGAUACAAUCGACAUGCCAGUGGUUAUGACGAAUUAAGACCACUUACGUGUGAUGGCAUUAAUACUUGGGGUAGUUACUCUUUGACUUUAAUUGAUGCCCUCGACACGUUAGCUGUUAUGGGCAACUAUACAGAGUUUCGACGUGUUGCCAAAUUAAUUAGUGAACGAAAAGACUUUGAUGCCGAUAUAAAUGUUUCAGUAUUUGAGACGAAUAUUCGCAUUGUUGGGGGCUUGCUUAGUGCACAUUUAAUGUCCCACAAAGCUGGUAUGGAAUUAGAACCUGGCUGGCCCUGUAAUGGGCCUUUGCUUAGACUAGCCGAAGAUGUGGCAAAGCGAAUAUUGCCGGCAUUUGAUACUAAAACUGGAAUGCCCUAUGGCACAGUCAAUCUAAGACAUGGAGUUCCUCCUGGGGAGACACCAGUUACAUGUACGGCUGGUGUGGGAACUUUUAUAAUCGAGUUCGGCGCACUUAGUCGUUUAACUGGUGACCCUAUAUACGAAGAAGUUGCUUUAAAUGCUAUCUAUUCGUUGUGGGAACAUCGUUCGCCUAUUGGCUUACUGGGAAACCAUAUCGAUGUACAAACAGGAAGAUGGACAGCUCAAGAUGCUGGCAUUGGUGCCGGAGUUGAUUCGUUCUUUGAGUAUCUGGUAAAAGGUUCAAUAAUGCUUAAUCGACCUGAUUUAUUAGAAAUGUUUCAUGAAGGUCGUGCUAAAAUCGACAAGUAUAUGAAACGUGAUGAUUGGUAUGUGUGGGUUGGAAUGAAUAAGGGACAAGUUACAUUACCUGUGUUCCAGUCGCUAGAAGCUUAUUGGCCAGGUGUGUUAAGUUUAAUUGGUGAUAUUAGUCCAGCUAUGAAAACAUUACACACUUAUCAUACUGUCUGGAGGCAGUAUGGAUUUUUGCCAGAGUUUUAUAAUAUUCCUGCAGCUGAAGCUGGAGCGAAUAGGGAAAGUUAUCCUCUGAGACCGGAAUUAGCUGAAUCAGCGAUGUACUUGCAUAGAGCAACAAAGGAUCCAUUUCCGUUGGAAGUAGGAGAAGAUAUGAUAACAAGUAUUCAAUAUAGUGCAAAAACUUCUUGUGGAUAUGCAACGAUAAGAAACGUACGCGACCACCGCAAAGACAAUCGAAUGGAAUCAUUCUUCCUCUCUGAAACCACAAAAUAUCUUUAUCUGCUCUUCGACGAGAACAAUUUCUUACACAAUGACGGUGGUCAUGGUACACUCCAUGAAACACCCAAUGGUAUGUGCAUUAUUGAUGCCGGUGGUUAUAUAUUUAAUACCGAAGGUCAUCCAAUUGAUCCAUCAGCUCUGCAGUGCUGUCAUGAACUCCCCGGCAAAGGGAUGUUUGGCGAUUUCGAUUUUUCAAGUUAUGAGAAAGACUUGCGUAUGCAUAAUGAACGUCAACGUCGCAAGGAAGAACUUGAAAAACAAAAAAAAUACACUUGUCCGGAAAGUAAAAUUCAAUUUGAUACCAAACGCACCGACGAGAAGCUAUCAAUUGAUAUUGAAGUGGUUGAUACAAAAGAAAGUGGAGUCGAUUUGGCCAAUGAGAUGUUGGAGAACUUUAAAAAAAUCCAAAAUGAAGCACUCAAUCCCCAACAUCAAUUUGAAGAUUUUUCCAUCAAAGAUAUACUCGAGGCUAUGGAAGAAGUGAGUACAAUUGAUGAAAUGCCCACCGCUUUAUUAGACUUUAUGAAAACUCGCAUUAUUGACCCUGCCAAAAUAAGACAUCUCUUCCAAAUCAAUUCGUCUACUCUAAUGGAAAUGGAUUUAUCAAAACCCCGUUCGAUCUGGAGUUUGUAUGUGGAACAACAUAAAUUGCGUGCCAAUAUUGUUGUAGUUGAGACAUUGAAUUUACAAAAAUUUGACAAAUAUCAAAAUGAAACGCAUGCAGUUCUAAAUGAAAUCUUAGAAUUACUUAAUACAACAUUAAUGGAUUUGGAAAAAUUGGUUAAUAGUUCAAGAGUUUUGCGAAUUAUUUUAACUGCUCAACAAUGGUAUAGAACAAAAAUGACCAAUGCCAGUGAUAUGCUCGAAUUUACAAGACUCUUUGCUAUCGAUAGCAAAGAUGAAACUAAUUUCCCUGCUUUGCUGGAAGCUAAGAAGAAACUCGCCUCAUUGCCCAUUCUUGAUGUACCAAAAGAACAUUCAAUUGAUUUGGAACUUUUUGAAAAGUUGAAUAAACUUGCUCGAUUUAAGAAACGUAUGAUUGAUACAUUCCAGAAAUUGCAAUCUUUAAUUGAAAGCAAUGACAAAGAGACAAAGGAGGUUGACGAAGAACAAUCAACAACAUCACAACCAUCUGCAUUGACUGAAGAGGAGGAAAAUAAAUCUACCAAAGAUAACAUUGUACCUAAGAAUGAUGAUCUAAUUUCAGUAGAUUCAGAAAGAACAAGUGCUGAAGAAGAAACAACUGACGCCCCAUCUUCACCUGAAAAAUAUUUCAAACAGAAGCCAGCUGAUUCAACUGGCGAAGAGACUACAAACAAUUCCAUUCUAACGGAUUUUGUUCAUUCGAUAAUUAAAUCAACAUUACCGCAAAAGCCAAAGUUCGAUGAGCAAAUGUUUUUGAAAAGGAUACGCGCCCAGGGUAUUUAUAUGAAUCGGGAGCAGAAAUAUGAACUUUUGUCGUGUAAAGCGCCAAAGUUUUUAGAACGAUUUGCUCAUCGUUAUCAAGUUGUGUGAUGAAUGUAAUGUUCAAUUGGUUUGGAAGACCACCUAGAGCGUGAUGGUAUUAAGACACUAUUUUUGAUAAUUCAAUAAAAAAAGCGUAUUUAAAAAAAUGAUGAUAA